ACCCACCUUCCCUCCAAAUAGAUCUGAGUAACGCUCACUGCAGAAACCCCACUUCUCUCACACACUCUUUGUGUGCUAUUGUGUGUAUUUCUCUACCUUUACAAUCAUCAGUCACAGUAAAUCUGAAUCAUUCUACUAUUGUUGUGAAAAAUUUGAAGGCUACAAAGAAAAAUGAUGGAAAGGGAUUCUUCAGAUGAAGAGGAGGAUCAUGAGAAUCUGAUCCCACAGAACGACAGGCGAAAUGACGUUGUAAAAUCCCCAAAUCAUUCACGCGUUGUGAGUUUUCAAAUCGAUGAUUUGAAGUCACGAAUCUCAGGUACUGCGAGCAGGUUUAAUAAGAGGUACCUUUUCGCGAUUUUGUUACCACUCGUUAUUUUGAUUCUUUAUUUCACCACUGACUUGAAAAACCUCUUUCAAACCCACAUUUCGAUUCUAAAAAAUCCUGAUAAUGCCUCUGUUAAUCGGAUGCGCGAAUCGGAACUGCGCGCGCUUUAUUUGCUUAAGCAGCAGGAAUUAGAGCUUUUCAAGCUGUGGAAUUAUACUGCAUUGGUAAAUAAUAAAUCAUCUUUGAGUGCAUUAAAUAGUAAUAAUGAUAAUUCGGGGAAUUCGAGUUCCCUUAAUAAAAUUACUAUGUUGGAGGAUCUGAAAUCCAAGUUGUUUAGUCAAAUUUCUAUCAAUAGACGAAUACAAGGCGUUUUACUGUCGUCGCAUGAUAGUGGGGAUUUUGUUGAUUUCAAUGGCAAUUACUCAGAUGAAAGUUUUGAGGAUUGGAGUAGGUGUAGGAAGGUGGACCAGAGGUUAUCAGAUAGGAGGACUAUAGAUUGGAAACCAAGGUUAAAUAAGUAUUUGUUUGCAAUUUGUGUAUCAGGGCAAAUGUCGAACCAUUUGAUUUGUUUAGAGAAGCAUAUGUUCUUUGCAGCCCUUCUUAAUCGGGUUUUGGUGAUCCCGAGUGCAAAGGUUGAUUACGAGUUCAGCCGUGUUUUGGAUAUUGAUCAUAUUAACAAGUGUCUGGGGAGGAAAGUUGUAGUGACAUUUGAGGAGUUUGCAGAGACUAAGAAGAGUAAUUUGAAUAUUGAUAAGUUUCUGUGUUAUUUCUCAUUGCCUCAGCCUUGUUUUAUGGACAACGAGCGUGUCAAGAAGUUGAAGGGGUUGGGGCUCUCCCUGAGUAAGGUUGACGCUGUCUGGAGUGAAGAUACUAAAAAGCCAAAGCAAAAGACAGUUCAGGAUGUUUUGGCGAAGUUCUCUUCUAAUGAUGAUGUUAUUGCUAUUGGAGAUGUUUUCUUUGCUGAUGUGGAGAGAGAUUGGGUGAUGCAGCCCGGUGGUCCCAUUGCCCACAACUGCAAGACAUUAAUUGAACCUAGCCGUCUCAUUAUACUCACUGCUCAGCGAUUUAUUCAGACAUUCUUGGGAAAGGAUUUUGUAGCUCUUCAUUUCCGGCGUCAUGGUUUCUUAAAGUUCUGCAACGCCAAGAAACCAAGUUGCUUUUACCCUAUUCCUCAAGCUUCAGAUUGCAUCAGCCGAGUUGUUGAAAGGGCCAACACUCCAGUAAUUUAUCUUUCAACAGAUGCUGCAGAAAGUGAAAUCGGUUUGUUACAGUCAGGUGUAGUCUGGAAUGGUAAGACUGUACCACUUGUUCAGAGGCCUGCUCGUAACUCAGCUGAAAAAUGGGAUGCUUUAUUAUACCGACACGGGCUUGAAGGAGAUGCCCAGGUUGAAGCCAUGCUGGAUAAGAGUAUUUGUGCUUUGUCUACUGUGUUCAUUGGAUCCGGAGGAUCCACAUUCACUGACGAUAUAUUGCGACUGAGGAAGGACUGGGGGUCGGCAUCUGCAUGCGAUGAAUACCUCUGUCAGGGUGAACUGCCAAAUUUUGUUGCAGAAGAUGAGUGAAAUCAUGCACAUUCUUGUUAGAACACUCUGUGCCCAAGGCUGCUCAAAGAUGAAUAGUUCUUCCUGGCUUUGCAUAAUCGAAUGAAAUUAUAAUGGUCGGCUAUUGGCUCUGGUUUCUGUGGGAUGUCCGUUCUAAGAGUCUAUCCUACUGAAGAUGGAAUCUUUGCAUGAUCUCUCGUCUCGUGAUAUCUUCUCUGAUGUAUGUAUAAUAACGACGACAACAAUAAUAAUAGUGAUAGCAUAUCAAUUUUUUGUUUGUGUAUCUUCUUUCCCCCAAGCUUUGGUGAGUUUUAUCUGUUUACUGCACCUGUUCUUGUGAGUUGUGAAUCUUGUAAACUGCGGAUAAAUAGAAACAUUUAUAUUGUGAUUUCUUUGCA
Molecule: messenger RNA, 2264 nt
Organism: Olea europaea var. sylvestris
Lineage: Eukaryota; Viridiplantae; Streptophyta; Magnoliopsida; Lamiales; Oleaceae
Product: O-fucosyltransferase 36-like
Exons: 3
Coding region: 172-1887 (571 amino acids)
Biological process (GO): protein O-linked glycosylation via fucose
Molecular function (GO): peptide-O-fucosyltransferase activity
Source: RefSeq, a predicted model, not a curated record